AUGUCGGCCGAUCUUGAUCGAGACCCUUCCCCCGCCGACCUAGCCGAACGCGAACGCGAGAACAAGGAGCGCAAGGCCCGCGAGGAUGCAGAGCAGGCUCAGCUCCCCUACAAGUGGACACAGACCAUUCGUGAUGUCGAUGUGACAGCACCAAUCCCCGGCAAUCUCAAGGGUCGCGAUUUGGACGUGCUGUUGACCAAGAACAAAAUCCGUGUUGCGAUCAAGGGCCAGGAACCCCUCAUUGAGGGCGACCUCCCCCACCCCAUCCUUGUUGACGAGUCUUCGUGGACUCUCGAAACCACCCCCACCCCGCCCGGAAAGGAAAUCAACAUCCACCUCGACAAGGUGAACAAGGUCGAGUGGUGGCCUCAUGUCGUGACUACCGCACCCAAGAUCGAUGUCACCAAGAUCACGCCAGAGAACUCCAGCUUGGGUGAUCUGGAUGGCCCAACUCGCGCCAUGGUCGAAAAGAUGAUGUAUGAUCAGCGACAGAAGGAGAUGGGUGGCCCGAGCAGCGACGAGCAGCGCAAAAUGGAGCUGCUGAAGAAGUUCCAGGCUGAGCAUCCCGAGAUGGAUUUCUCCAACGCAAAGAUGGGUUAA
This is a messenger RNA of Penicillium paradoxum, 600 nucleotides long. Its product is annotated as NudC domain-containing protein. The record is from RefSeq and is a predicted model, not a curated record. The transcript is spliced from 3 exons. The coding region runs from base 1 to 600 and encodes 199 amino acids. NCBI's taxonomy places the organism in Eukaryota, Fungi, Ascomycota, Eurotiomycetes, Eurotiales, Aspergillaceae. Gene Ontology annotation, biological process: protein folding. Gene Ontology annotation, cellular component: cytoplasm.